This is a messenger RNA of Effrenium voratum, 1774 nucleotides long. Lineage: Eukaryota; Dinophyceae; Suessiales; Symbiodiniaceae. The record is from the annotation of a GenBank genome assembly.
AGGCUCGGGCAACAAAGGUAGCACUGUGCUGUGUACCCAAGCCAUGGCGAAGAAGCUCAAGGCUCCCGUGGCAGUCAAGAGAGCCACGAAGUUGAGCAAGCAGACGUUGCGAUCAGCGCUUGUCUCGGGCCUCAAAGAAAAGUCAGGGCGGAAAGACCUGAAAUUCACAGCCGCUCCGGAAGUGGCCGGCAGGGCUGUUGGCAUUGUGCCAAUUGAGAAGAGAGCAGGAUAUCCUCUUUGCCUGCCCGAUGGCGCUGUGGAUCCCAAAGAUUGGAAAACCAAAGAUGGCGUCAAAGUUGAAGUGGACUUUGCUCGCGUGCAUUGGCUUCCUGAUGAAUGGGGACAGGGUGUGAAAACGACAUGCCCCACAGCUCGAAGCACCGGUGGUGGUGGUGGCACACUCACGGCUUUUGUUAGCCCCGACAUGACUGUCUACUAUCACAAGUGCAAGGUGGAAGAGUAUGUGGGCCGGCCAUUGACCGAACGAGAUGGCUUCAACGGGCAGGUUCGUUUGGCGCAGCUUCAGGCAGAGCAAGCUAUCAACUUGGCGAGGAUGCAAAUCAAAGAGAUGAAGGAAGGCAGCAGUUCGAAGGGCACACAUCGGAUGAUCGGCACGGAUCGUGAUGCUGAUUUUUUCAAGCUGCUGUCCCAGGCAGAGCGGAGGCACCUACCUGCAAAGGAAGACUUCCACUUCUGCGUGGUGUCUGCCCGCCGGGCAACGAAGCUUGAAGGUGUCAGAGACAUCUUCACGGUGCAGACGCAGCUGGUGGAGGCUGGAGUCAAGCCCACAUGGUACGUGGACGAAGAGAGCUUGGCUCAGUACAAGGCUCUUGGCCUCCACGCAGUGGUGGGCGGGAAGCUCACCCAAGCGAGAAACAAGGCCUUGGAAGAUGCCAAAAGCAGUGGCAAGAUUUGCGUUCAGCUCUCAGACGACAUCUCGGCUUGGGAGUACCGCCAUGGGGAGCGAGCUAGCGAGAAGAAUGACAAAGCAGCGAAUGCGGCGCACGCAGCGGCUCGCCGAUUCAUAGUGACGCCCGUGGCUGCGGCUCGCUUCAUUGCUGCCAAGAUGAGGGCUUCCGCAGAGAAGCCAAAACUUGGAGGCGUCUACAUGCUUGGAAGCUGUGCUCGCGCUUUUUCAGGCGAGGAGUUUGGCCGCCAGCACUUCAUUUUGGGCGACUUCUUAGUUGUGGACAAGGACUCCCCGGUGAUGUUUGACGCGAACAUGACAUUGAAGGAAGACUAUGAUUUCACUUGCGCUCACAUCAAGGCCCACGGCUCCGUUUUGCGCUGCAAUCGCAUGACUCUGUCAGUUAAGCACUACAGCAACAGUGGCGGAGCCGUCAGCACAAGAGACAAAAAAGGAGAGGAGGAGAAGCGCAACAUCGCCAUCUUGUUCAGGAAGUGGCCAGGUGCCUUCCGGAUGAACCCGAAGCGCAAGAAUGAGGUCAUCAUGAGGUGGAAAAGCUGCAGCGAUGAUGAUGAUGUCGAGAGCGAGCGGAUUACAAGCACGGAGACAGGCCGGGCCAUUGAGAAGCAGAACCAGGAUCGAACCCGGAAAGUUCGGAAGACCAUCAAGAAGGCAACCAGAGGUGGUGCAUGACGCACUUCUGAUGGAGGAGUGCCUGACCGGAGAGUUGGCCUGAGGACUCUUUGGUUUCAGUUGGCUGCAAGGGAUAACAGCCAUGGGGUGUGGGGUUGCUGGCCUUUGGGGCAAUGGGGGAAACCAGCAACACGAGAUUAGCAACUUUGACGUUGCGCUGGCAGAUGGGGACAA